AUGAAUAACCUUGAGGGUGCUUUGCAUAAGGAGCACUUAUUUUGGAAAGAAAGGGCUAAAGUUAAAUGGCAUUUGGAGGGCGACAGAAACACAAAAUACUUUCACAAGAUUUAUAAGAUAAAGAGUGCUACUAAUAAUAUAUAUGCUCUUAUCAUUGAUGAAAAUCUUGUUUUUGAUCAAGAGACCCUUAGUUCUCAUGUGGUUGAUAAUUUCAAGAAUCUAUUCUCUUUUCCCGUGGGAACAAAUAUAGAUUUAGACCUCAUCAAGGAUAUCAUUCCUAAUCUCAUUAGCCAUGAAGAUAAUCAAUUGCUCAUAAAUAUCCACACUGACAUUGAAAUCAAAGAAGCGGUUUUCAACUUGAACAAAGAUGGAGCUCACGAGCCUGAUGCUAACUUUAAGUUUAAAAUCAUCUCUAAGGUUAUUGCAAAUAUACUUUCUCCCAUUAUAUCAAUAAUCAUUUCCAAGGAGCAAAAAGGUUUUGUUCAAGGGAGAUGCAUCAAAGAGUGUAUUAGGCUUACUUCUGAAGUUGUUAACUUGAUGCACAAGAAAUCAUAUGGUGGUAAUCUGGUUAUGAAAGUGGACAUUGAAAAGGCUUUUAAUUCUAUUAACUGGUUGUUCUUGACGCAAGUUCUUAAGCAAUUUGGUUUCAACGAUAUUUUAAAUAACUGGAUUUGGACCAUCCUCCAUUCUUCUAAGAUUUUGAUUUCUUUCAAUGAAAAUCUGCAUGGGUUUUAUGAGUGUGGCAGAUAA
This is a messenger RNA of Lathyrus oleraceus (garden pea), 750 nucleotides long. RefSeq lists its product as uncharacterized. The record is from RefSeq and is a predicted model, not a curated record. The transcript is spliced from 2 exons. NCBI's taxonomy places the organism in Eukaryota, Viridiplantae, Streptophyta, Magnoliopsida, Fabales, Fabaceae. The coding region runs from base 1 to 750 and encodes 249 amino acids.